Messenger RNA from Drosophila elegans, 5355 nucleotides. RefSeq names its product histone-lysine N-methyltransferase Suv4-20 (gene Hmt4-20). The transcript is spliced from 3 exons. NCBI's taxonomy places the organism in Eukaryota, Metazoa, Arthropoda, Insecta, Diptera, Drosophilidae. Gene Ontology annotation, molecular function: protein binding; histone H4K20 methyltransferase activity. Gene Ontology annotation, cellular component: nucleus. The record is from RefSeq and is a predicted model, not a curated record. The coding region runs from base 662 to 4921 and encodes 1419 amino acids.
GAUGAUAUUUGUCAACGGCCUAGCCGCGGUCACACUGGCGGCAAAAAAAAAACGGAAUCAUAUCGCGGAAAAAAAACGCGACCAGGCCGCAUUUUGUAAAUUAAGUCCGAUUUAGCACCGAUUUUACGCCGUUCAGAAAAUUAGACAAGUUUGUGCAAAGGAGAACGUGAGAAAGGAAUCGAUAAGAACAGCAAAGAAAAAGGCAUACAUACAUACGCACGUACACACGUCUCGCUGCUAAGGAAUAUAUGUAUCCGUCUGGGAGUGUGUGUGUUUGUGUGCGCUGCAGCAGCUUCUAGGCGAGAAGGAGAGAGCGAUAGAUUCCCGACUCGCGACUUUUGGAGCGUCCCGAGAGCAAGCGAGAGAGCGAGAGCCAUGGACGGCGUUUGGAUGUUUUUGGGGAACAAAGGCGUCAAGAGCUAAAAUGAUUUGCCACAGCCAACGUGAUAUAUUUCGGAUACGCAGCCAAAGCCAAGCCAUCCAAAACCAAUUCCAAUUUAAGUCCAGUGUGUCGCCGUGUGUAUGUGUAUGUCUCGACAAAAAGCCGUGGAAAAAGACGCACGCACACAAGCACACAGCAGCAGACAAAGCAUCGUUUUGGGAGUGCGAGCGAGAGGCAAGAGCGCCUUAGUGAAUAAUUCAUUUAAGACUGUCCUGCAGAAUGGUCGUCGGCUCGAAUCACACGCGGCGCGGUGAAACUGGCAGCAGAUUUACAAAUAGCAGCAGCUCCAGUGGCUCAAACGGUGGCUCCACCGCUUCGGCCAGCAGCACCACCAGCGCAACGUCUUCACUAGCCACCAAUUCCACGACGACGACGACGACGGCGGCGGCGGCAGCUCUGUUGUCGUCCAUGUCCCACAAGCACCAUGGCCAGCCGCCAUCCGCACCGCCGUCUGCGCACCACCAGGCGAAUCAGCAGCAGCACCACCACCCACAUGCCCACUUUCAGCAGGCGAGUCAGCAGAACAUCCAGCACCACCAUUCGCAUCACUCCUCGAAUGGCAGUGGCAAUGGAGGAGGCGGAGGAGGAGGAACUGCAGGAUCUGCAGGAACUGGAUCGGUGGUCAGUGGACUCAAUGGCUGCAACGGCAGUGCCGUUAGCCGCCUGUCCCAAUCCACGGGCAUGUCGCCGCGUGAACUCUCCGAGAACGAUGACCUGGCCACAUCGCUGAUCCUUGAUCCUCAUCUAGGUUUCCAGACCCACAAGAUGAACAUACGCUUCCGCCCGCUGAAGGUGGACACGCAGCAGCUGAAGGCCAUCGUGGAUGACUUUAUCCACACGCAGAACUAUGAUGUGGCCAUUCAGCGCAUCUAUGAUGGUCCCUGGAUACCGCGUCAUCUCAAGAACAAGAACAAGAUCGCCACCAAGCGGCUUCACGAUCAUAUCGUGCGUUAUCUGCGCGUUUUCGACAAGGACAGUGGCUUUGCGAUCGAGGCCUGCUACAGAUAUUCACUGGAGGAGCAGCGCGGGGCCAAGAUAAGUUCGACGAAACGGUGGUCAAAGAACGACAAGAUCGAAUGCCUGGUGGGCUGCAUUGCUGAGCUGACAGAGGCCGAGGAGGCGGCCCUGUUACACUCGGGCAAAAAUGACUUUUCGGUGAUGUAUAGCUGCCGCAAGAAUUGCGCCCAAUUGUGGCUGGGUCCGGCUGCCUACAUAAAUCACGAUUGUCGGGCCAAUUGCAAGUUUUUGGCCACCGGCAGGGACACCGCGUGUGUGAAGGUCCUGCGCGACAUCGAAGUGGGUGAGGAGAUAACCUGUUUCUAUGGCGAGGACUUCUUUGGGGAUUCCAAUCGCUAUUGCGAGUGCGAGACGUGCGAGCGACGCGGCACCGGCGCCUUUGCCGGCAAGGAUGAUGGCCUGAUGCUGGGUCUCAGCAUGGGACUCGGUUUGGCCACCAGCGGACCCGGCAACAAUGGUGGCUAUCGCCUGCGCGAGACGGACAAUCGGAUUAAUCGCAUCAAGAGCCGAGCCAACUCCACGAACAGCACGUCGAACAGUAAUAGCAAUACAAAUGAUUCCACUGGCACCAGCGAGAGCAGCAGCACGAAUGGCGGAUUAAUGGUUUCCGGCGGAGCAGCAGCAAUUGGAGGAGGAGGAGGAGGUGCAGCAGCAGCAGCAGGAGCAGCUGGAGCCACUGGAGUAGCAGUGCCUGUGGCAAUGCAGCCAUCAACUGGCGGCAAGGAGGCAACUGCAACUGCCGCUGUCUCCCUGCUCGAAAAGAAACUGCCCAACGUUGUGGUUUCCCCGCUGACCAUGAAGGAGCUGCGCCAAAAGGGCAUGACCAAGUACGAUGCCGAGAUGAUAAUGGCCAAUGCCGCCUACCAGCAGCAGCACCAUCAUCAGCAUCAUUUCCAUCACCAUCAUCAUCAUCAUCACCAUCACCACAAUCAUGGCCAGCACGCAAGCACUGGAGCCGAGGCCACGGCGGCUGUGCAGCAAAUGGCAGCCAUGCAGAAGCCAGGUGGCGGAGUCGGAGUCGCAGGCGUUGAAGGAGGAACAGGAACAGGACCUGGAGGAGGAGGAGGUGGUGGUGCUGGAGGCGCAACAGUGGGCGGCGGCGGCGGCGUGGCCGGCGGAGCGGGCUCCGAGGUCAAUGGCGGUCGUUCCAGCAGUCUGCGCAAAUCGAUGCGUGUAAAUAGCACCAGCAGUAGCAUAUCCACCGCCUCCACGGACGAGGUGGUGGCCCCGUCGGUGGUCGUGGCCAGCAUUCCACUGUCCACCAAGGCGCCAGUGGUCCUUGUGCCUCGAUGCAAGCCCGCCCAGUUGGCCAUUGCCGCACUGCACCAGCGACAGCAACGCCAGCUGCGACGUAGCGAGCGCCAGAAGGAGAAGCACACGGACAGCGAGAGCAGCGACACCAGCAGCGAGCAGCAGAAGCGGGAGCAGAAGCACCAGCUGCAGCUACAGCAGCAGCAGCAGCAGCAGCAGGAUCACCACCAGUUGCCGCCGAAAAUGUUCAUUCUAGCGGAGGAAGAACAUCCGGAAAAGACGGAGGAGAAGCAACAAGAGCAGCAGCAGCAGCAGCAGGAGAAGCGUGUGACGCGUAAUAGUGCGGGAAGAGGAGGAUUGGUAGCCGGAUUAGCCACUGCCCAAAACAAUAACAUUGCAACCACAACAAAUAGCAGCAGCAGCAGCAACAAAGCAACAACGAUUACAAAUUGUAAUAAUCAUAAUAGUAAUAAUAACAGUAGAAUUAAUCAUAAUUCUAAUCUUAGCGGUAGACUUAGUGUUAAAUCGAAGAAGCCAGCACCAAGUGAGGCCUCGUCCACACCCUCAUCCACAUCCACAUCCACAUCCUCAGAAAAUCAUCAGCAGCAGCAACAGCAACAGCAGCAGCAGCAGGCAAAGCGUCGCAGUCGCAGCCCGAGUCCCGCCUACAAGAAGAACCUUUUGGCCAGCUUCGAUCCCGUUCCUCCCUCCAAGGAGCAGCAGCCAAGGAACGAAGAAGGAGUUACCAAUCAUCCGCCGGUCAAAAAACGGAGUCGAAGGGCAGCUGCUUUGGCAGCGGCACAGAGUAUACAUUGCGAAGCACUGGGCGGCUUCUCAUCGGGCUCCACUGGUGGCCAGCAGCGGAAGAGAACCCAGCCGCUGGAAGCUGCUGCCACCUCAUCAACCUCCUCAUCCUCCUCCGCCGCCGCUGCCCCCAGCAACAUUGGCAAUGUGGAACCCCUGCUAAAGACGCCAGAGCGCAGGCUGAAGCUAACGUUGCGCAUGAAGCGUUCACCGAUCCUGGACGAAGUUAUUGAGCUGGGGACGAGCCUGAGCAACGGCGGAGCUGGCCGAAGUGCAGCGGCAUCUUCGCAUCGCGGCGGCCGAGGAGACGGAUCGGAUAGAGCUGCGCUAAAUCUAACUGGCAGCAGCAGUUCCAAUGGCAUUGAGUAUGAGAUCCUGCGCAUGGAGGGCAUUUCCGAGCAUGGCAACGAUGACGACGACGACGACGGCGACGAUGAGGAGGAGGAGCACGAGCAGCAGCAGCAGCAGCAAGUGAACGCAAAGGAUGAAGACGAGGAGCCAGCGGCCGAGGAAGAGGACGAGCCGCCGCCAAAGGAGGAGCAGCAACUGCCCACCAAGAAGCAGAGGAAGAAACAGCGCAGUCGCAGCAGGAGCAGCCAACGCAGAUCGCCAGCGCCGAGCAGUAGCAGUGUGUACGGCACUCCGCAGAAGAAGCGACUGCGUCUGAUCUUUGGCAACGAAUCGCACACCAUAGACAUUCCACCAGCAGCAGGAGAGGGAGGAGCGGGCAGCGGCACGGAUGAGCUAAACAGCAGUGGCGGCGGCAACGGCGGCGGCGAUGACUCCUUCAAUGCCUCGUACGCCAGCAGCACUAGUUUGACGGUCAACACCUCAUCCAGCAGCACCAGUUCAUCGGGCGGAGUGGGCGAGGGAGAGGGAGGAGCCACCUCAUCCUCGGCCGAGGCCGUGGACUCCUCCACCGUGGGCUGCCCACCCAUUGCUGCCCAAUCGCCGUCAUCCACCACCAACAACAGCAGCAGCUCCUUUCAAUCGGCCUGCACAUCGACAACCAGCAGCAAUAGCUAUUUUCCCAAUGGCAAGCAGCGUGCUGCUGGCGAGGAUUCCUAUGCGAUGCACUACUAUCAGCUGGGCAAAUUCGCUGGCACCUCGAGUCCCGGCCAGGGACAGGCCAUUGUCAGCAGCAGCAGUGGAUCGGGAGCGGUAGCAGUAGGAGGAGGAGGAGGAGGAACUGGGACAGGGGCUGGAUUCCUGAGCAUGCCAAAGCACACUUUUGGCACCUGCGCCCUCCUGGCGCCCACCAGUUUUGCCAAUCUGCAAAAUGCGACGCAGAUUGGCCAGCAAAAGUCCAGCGGUGGCGACGGUGGCGGAAUGGUGGCCACAUCCACAUCGGCAGGCCCAUCCAUUGCCUUGCAUCAUCAUCAUAACAGCCAUCAUGGCCAGAAAUAACCAACGACUGAUCUCCAAGCAAAUUGACUAAGCACAGCUGCCAUUGCCAAGAGAAGAAGAGGAACAGGACGAUGAAGUAGAAGGAGGAGUAGAAGAAGCCAGGACAAGGAUUUGGAGAAGGAGGAGAAGGAGCACCAGGACCACCAGGACCAGGUGAAGGAAAUGGAGGAGGAGGAGGGCAGGAAGGGAUUGCUGCGCUGCUGGCGUCAUUGCCUCUGCUGUUGCUGCUGAGCCUGUGAAACCGAAACUGAAACAGAAACCUCAAUCUAAACCUAAACCCUGUAGAAACCUUAGUUUUAGAUCUUAGUCCAAGUAGAUCAGAUCCUUGAUAUAUCCUUGGUUUUUCAUUCAUAUAUAUGUAUAUUCAGGAAGCAAAAAACAGGCUGACAAAUUUGUUAAAUCGAAUCCGGAUAUAUAUACCUGAUUAUAACUUA